AUGCAUGAAUCUGACCGUCAUCGUCCCCGAGCAGCCACUUGCGAAGACUGGGACGAGGUCACCCAGUCAGCUCUUCCAGGCUCUCAAACCAGUGCCAAUGUCUCCGCCAGACGCUCUCAGCAAGAUAUUGGUCUCCGCCAGCGGGAGAAGAAUGAAUAUAGUGCCGAUGGUGGCGACUCGGGCUAUGUUAGCCGGGCUGGCACUGUAGCUGGGGAAUCCACCUCGAGUCGACGUAAAAUUCCAGAUCUGAAGCUCGACACCGCAGGAAUCCGUGAAAGAGAGCGCAAGCCUUACCUCGUCUCUCAAAACAGUCACUCUCAACCUACCAGCCGCCGCCAAUCGUCCUCCCAUCUGAACGAAUCUUCGUCAGAGACGAGACCGUUUAAAGCCAAGCAUGACACGCAUGAGCGAGGCCCCAGCGGAAACCACGACUACUAUGGCAAGCACAUCGACACAAAACAAGAUCCCUCGCGAGCCUCCAAAGCCACUGUGCCACCGCCCUCUGCAGUGGGAGUCAAAACAUUGGUGGUGAAAGGCACAAAAGAUGAUCAUGCGGUGCCUGUAAAAGCCCGAAGAUCUUCGUCGAACCAGCAAUCGAGACCGAUAAGCAUGUUUGCUAAUGCUCCUAUCCCACUACAGUACAUCAACCAUGCAAUGUAUGGGCCUCCAGCCGUUGCGACAUCAGGCUAUGCGACCCCUGUGACACCAAACGUACCCUACAGUCCAAUGCCGUACUCAUAUGUCGUUCCUGCACCGUUGCCGACACCGUCGUAUCCUGUUUACCAGCCAUUUCCCUCGUACUUCGACCAACCGGCCAUCCCUGAGCCACGUUCAGCGAGGCCAAGCAGACAUCCAAGCCCGGUCCGACGGUCCAGCGUCUAUGGCGAACCUGUUAUUCGACAAGGUCACCCCGAUUCCGCUAUCAUGACUCUCGAACGAACACCUCCGAAAGAGAUUCGCCCACUGCCCUCAUCUCAAAAAUCUACCCGCAAUCUCGAAGAUGAUGAUCGGGCAAUCAUGCCACCGCCUCCACGACCACCCCAACCCGAAGUUGUCUUGACACGUCGCCCCAGCAACCGAAGGGCGAAAACCUAUCACCCGCAGGAGCCACAACUUCGCGAAAGAGUUGUGUAUGAGCCAGAGCGGUACGAUAGCGACGACGACCAUGAAUACAGACCAUCUCGACCUCCGCCUUCAGCAUUUCGUGAGCGCAGAGAAUCUGCUUCUCGUCCACCCUCGUCGUACCGCCCUCCUGGACUUCCGGAGGCACGCGAUCGACCAUUGCCCAGGAAAUCUGUUUCUUAUUCAGCUGGAACGACCGUCACAAAAGUUGCAACCUCAGCUCCUCGCCCCGUUCCUCGCCGUAUGGCUGUCCCUUUGGAGGACAAGGAAGCCGAGAUCGAAGAAUACCAGUCGAGGCGGAACAAGACCUCGAAUGAACUAACCGCUGAAGCUCUUCGUGACCUGGACCAGCGCAACUCAAGUUCGAGAUCUGAAACGGGAAGCAAUUUCAGUCGGCAGUCGUCCUCCAAAGAUUCCUCUGGUCGGGGAAGGAGUCAGACUAGCGGCACAAAGACUAGUAUUACCCUUCCCGGCGGCUUGAACAUGACGAUUCCUCCUGAUUAUAUCAGCAAAGACGGACGACCUCUUAGCAUCAGUAUCGGAGGGCUCGUCCUGUCAGUGGGUGCUGAAGGCAAAGAGAAUGAGCGACCCAAGGAGCAAAAGAGGAUCGAACGCGCACCGAGCAUUACGAGUCGAAAUUCCAAAAAGAGUGUGUCCAGCAGUGUCAUCUCGGCUCGAGAAAGAGAUCGAGAGGUGUCCACGUCCAGGCGGCCUUCUUAUCUGGAAGAACGUGGUCCAAGUCUAAGAUCAAGUCGCCAGCCUAGUCGAGCACCCAGCAUGAAUCGGCGUAGCCAGGACUAUUCCGCUCGCCAAAGUGUCGACUACAGCUACCUCGAUCUAUGA
Messenger RNA from Fonsecaea nubica, 1965 nucleotides. RefSeq lists its product as hypothetical. The transcript has a single exon. NCBI's taxonomy places the organism in Eukaryota, Fungi, Ascomycota, Eurotiomycetes, Chaetothyriales, Herpotrichiellaceae. The record is from RefSeq and is a predicted model, not a curated record. The coding region runs from base 1 to 1965 and encodes 654 amino acids.